Symbiodinium sp. CCMP2456 is the source of this 1853-nucleotide messenger RNA. The record is from the annotation of a GenBank genome assembly. NCBI's taxonomy places the organism in Eukaryota, Dinophyceae, Suessiales, Symbiodiniaceae.
GCUCAUGUGCAGAUCGGGAUGCCAUGCAGCAGUGCUCAUCAGCCGGAACGGUGUGCCGCAACACAGAUGCCAACACACACGGCUGUUGUUGCAACAAGACGUUGUUAUUCUCGCCCAAUCAGGCCAGGUGCUUCAUGGACGAAGCAUGUAACCUGAGAUGUGUCGAGCCCGUGUUUUACAGUGGCCGACCAGUUUUCCCCAAGAUGUGCAAUGUUGGGGCAUUCUGCAAGCUCAGUACACAGGGGAAACGCAAGAAUUGCGGGACGACGCUGCGUCCCGUGAAGAAGAUUUCCAAGAAACAUGGCCAGUGCUGUGUCGACCCGGAUCUUUCAAUCGACGAGCAGACAACGAAAGGUUGUUGCAACCAUGGUGUUGGUAUUGAUUGCACCGAUCGACACAAGCGGCCGUGCUGUCUGGGUGUUACCAACUCAUACGACCAUGAUCCGCUUGACUGGUGCCAGCGGAACUGCACUGGGCAGAAGACAUGUGCCAAUGGCUAUGGCUUCGACUGUCGGGGAUCGCCAGAGCAACCUGGAAGUGAAGGGAAACGACAUUGCUGCUUGAACAGUAGGGGAACGGUUUCUCCACAUGAUCGCUGUCAGCGCCAGCAGCGUGACUGCCUAAGUCGCUAUGCUCCUUGCCCUCUUGACAGUAACGGCAUUGAGAGCCUUGGGCGUGACUGCAGCAAGUCUUCCCAGAAUCCUUCGGAGUACAUGUGCUGCAUUUCAAGCUCGAACUCAGCUUGUCGCAGCUCUUGCGACGGAUACGUUUGGGAGCAAGUGGCAAGAUUUGCUCUUUUCACAUGUGGUGGCGUGGCAACCUUUGCCAUCUUCCUUUACGUCUGUUAUUGUUGCACCCGGUACUGCGGCAGGAAGGGGCAAGAUUGGGCCCGAUCUAUUUCACACAUGCAGACAGUGAGAGUGGUGGAGCGAGGGGGAGGACGUGAGUUACACGCCAUUCCCUAUAAAGAGCACUACGCUUUCAUUGCCACUGCACAAGACUAUGGUCAGGCCACAGGGUAUGCAUCACUUCGAAAUCCAAACUGUGAUGGUGAAAGCAUCGAGAGUUGCUUGCGAAGUCACGGAUACGACCGGAAUCACGUACUUCGAGUUCCUAGCGCUACCAAGACUCACUUCCUGUCCAGCUUGAAGCAAGUUGUCCAGAGCAUGCAAGGCAAAGACCGGGUACUUGUGCUGGUAUUCAUGUCUGGCCACGGUAAUGAGGUGCUCGGAUCCCUAGCGUGGGCUGGCGAGGAUGUGGUCAACGGUGACCAUGAUACCUACGUGUUCCUUCCAGAGAUCUUUCAGGACCUGCGGGAAAUUCACACGCGGCAAGGAGCCGCCAAAUUUGGUUGCGAGCAAGUGAUCUCAAGAGCGCAUUUCGUCUUCUUCUUGGACUGCUGCAGGGAGGUCCGGACACCAAGUGCGAAGCUGCCUGACCAAUGGAAAUCGCGGCGUGCCUCACCCUUUGCAGAUGGCAACCGGGCUGCUAUCUCGUUGGUGUAUGCAACGAGCCGGGGGUGUCUGGCUCAAGACGCCAGCAAGGCCUCGCCAAACCAUAGCCCCUUUGCUCGCGCGUUCGUGGAGAGUGCGAGGGAUUUUCAAACUCUUCCGGAGUUGCUGCCGCGGAUGAAGGACGCACUCGAACAAGCAUCGGGGGCCCGCCAGGCAAUCGAGCUCGUUCAACUUGAUUACAAGGCAGAGAUCACCACCAUCUUUCCGCUCGAGAGCCAGGAGAAUGAUAUCCGAGAGCACUCCAGCCAACCUUUGCUGUCGACCAUAUCGACUUCUACCGGACAAUCCUCAGCACAGGACGGACCACAAGUGUCAACGUCCUCGGCCUCCAUGGUGUAA